Molecule: messenger RNA, 1911 nt
Organism: Exophiala viscosa
Lineage: Eukaryota; Fungi; Ascomycota; Eurotiomycetes; Chaetothyriales; Herpotrichiellaceae
Product: WD40-repeat-containing domain protein
Exons: 3
Coding region: 57-1646 (529 amino acids)
Biological process (GO): regulation of DNA damage checkpoint
Cellular component (GO): nucleus
Molecular function (GO): protein binding; DNA binding
Source: RefSeq, a predicted model, not a curated record
ACGAAAUAUGCGAAAGUACUAGUAGUCAUUGCAGAAGUUUAACCUUCAUAUUGUGCAUGAACCCGACCAAAAUGGCUCGCGGUGCUCAGCCUGUCGCAGAACCCUCAGAGUUCGAAAAGCAAAGACUUGCCAACAUAGCAGAGCGUGAUGCGCUGCUCAGGAAACUGACCCAGGAGGCGCAACAAGCCGGUCUGUACACCAAAGCAGCCAUACCCGCUGCUCAACAUGGCCAAAAACGCGCCGCGAAACCCAAGCAACCUCCUGCAAAGCGGGUCAAGAAAGAAGACAUCGCCCCCCGACGCACAUCUUCGAGGUUAGCUGGCAUUCAAGCGGACAGCGAAGUCGCACAGCAAAAAGCCGAAGAGCAAUAUGUCAAAGCCAAAGAGGUGGAGCGAGAACGGCGGCAGAGGGUCACAGAAGACCUCAAAUUCUCUUAUGGCACAGCUCUGAUCGGGACGGAUGUCCUGCUCAAGGGCGUCGCGAUGCCGUAUGAGCGCACGUUCGACGAGUCCGACAUCCACGAGACCACCGACAAAGAAUUGAAAGCGUUGCGAGAACGUAUGAGUUCGUUGGAGCUCUGGGACCAAUGGGAACCAAAUCGCAUCAAGAUCACGCCGGAGAGGAUAUACAGCAUGGCAUUUCACCCGACGGCCACGAAACCGAUUGUCUUUGCUGGGGAUAAACUGGGCACAUUGGGGAUCGUGGAUGCAAGCCAAAAACCUAACAUCAAGAAAGAAGAUGACGACGAAGAAGAGGAUGAUGAUGACCCGAAUCCGGAAAUGACACACAUCAAGCCCCAUACACGUACCAUCGCGGCGAUGCACUCGCACCCUAGUAAACCACAAACCUUGUACACAGCAAGUUACGACUCGAGUAUCCGCGCAACGGACCUUGAAAAGGGCGUCGCCGUGGAGGUGUACGGUCCGAGUGACAGGACAGACGACGAACCCGUGUCGGGCGUCGAUAUGGCUGCAACGGAUCCCAAUGUAAUAUACUUUACCACAUUGAACGGCGCUUUCGGCGUAUACGACACACGGCAGGACGCCGGCAGCGCGACACUAUACCAGCUCAGCGAGAAGAAGAUUGGUGGAUUCUCCUUGAACCCCCUGGCACCGCACUACCUCGCCACCGCAUCGCUGGACAGGUUUUUGAGGGUCUGGGAUCUGCGCAAGUUAUCGCGCAAAAUGCCAUGUCUGGUCGGCGAGCAUGAGUCCAGGCUAAGUGUGAGUCACGCGGCGUUUAAUACCGCCGGACAAGUCGCCACGACGAGUUACGAUGAUACUAUCAAGGUUCAUUCUUUUGGGGUCAAAUCUGGUAUGAACGCCAAUAUGCAGGAGUGGAAGUCUGGCUUCCAACUUGACGAGGAGGCGAUGAAGCCGGAGGUCGUGAUUCGGCAUAAUAAUCAAACUGGCCGCUGGACAACCAUCCUCAAACCACGUUGGCAAAUGUUCCCCGAGGACAAUAUCCACAAAUUGGUCGUGGGGAACAUGAAUCGCUUCGUCGAUGUCUACAGUGCCGACGGCACGCAACUAGCGCAACUUGGUGGUGAGGGCAUUACGGCUGUGCCAGCCGUUGCUGUCUUUCAUCCCAGUAAAGACUGGAUUGCUGGCGGUACUGCGUCUGGGAAAAUGUGUCUUUGGCUAUGAUUGUUGAUAUCAGGUUGAGAUCUGCACGUCCUGGUCUGUAUGAAACACCGUCGAGUGUACUGUAAAGACAAAGUUGGGACCUUGGAUACAUCUCCUCUGAGCGGAUCUUAGACAUCUUGUAUAAAACUACUUUUGGGCAUGAUUGGACAUUUAGUAUAACCACCUCAGGAGUCUCGUGAGUGUUAGCUUUUGGAGUCCACCUUGGCAGCUGCGCAGAGGUUGGCUAAGUGUCAGGAAUACAGGCAACUGAAUGAUGAACAACGUU